Messenger RNA from Dermatophagoides farinae (American house dust mite), 2234 nucleotides. RefSeq names its product negative elongation factor complex member TH1 (gene TH1). Gene Ontology annotation, cellular component: NELF complex; nucleus. NCBI's taxonomy places the organism in Eukaryota, Metazoa, Arthropoda, Arachnida, Sarcoptiformes, Pyroglyphidae. Gene Ontology annotation, molecular function: RNA binding. The record is from RefSeq and is a predicted model, not a curated record. Gene Ontology annotation, biological process: negative regulation of transcription elongation by RNA polymerase II.
CUUUAUUUUUAAUUUUUUUGCUUCAUAUUACAAUUAUAGAUAAAUCGCGCUAUUUUUUCGGUUUUUGUGAUUAAAUUAUUAAACUUUCACCUUUAUAAGUAUGGAUUCUGAAAUGGACAAUUAUGAGGGUGAAGAUCCUACCGAAGUUUAUCAGAAAUGCGUUGAAUUAAUGGGCAGUAAAGAUUUCAUUAUGGAAGAUUCGGUUAUGCCAACUUUGAAAAGAUUUUUUCAUGUUAAAGGAACCAAAGACGAGGCUAUUCACUUGUUAUCAACCAAUUAUGAUGCUGUUGCUCAAAUCGCUAACCUUCUGGCAGAAUGGCUACUGAUGACUGAUCUCACAUUAGCUGAAGUUCAAUCUACAGUUGAAGAUAAUCUCAAAAAUAUGAUUAUCAAACACUUUGAUCAGAAAAAGGCCGAUUCGAUUUUUCUUGAUGAGUCGAAAGGAAAUCCAGAUUGGCUUACUGCUUUGAUUCAACACCAGCCUUGGCGUAAAUUGAUUUUUCAAUUAGCUGACAAAUAUCCUGAUUGCCUUAUGUUAACUUUCACGGUUAAGCUAAUAUCUGAUGCCGGUUUUCAAAGCGAAAUAACUUCAAUAUCGACUGCGUCACAACAAUUAGAAGUUUUCACCCGAAUCUUAAAAACUUCUGUCACUAAUUUUCUGGAAAAAGGCGAAGAAAUGCUUGAUUCGGAAAAAGUUCUAAAUGAAUUUGCGAAAUUGGUUUCACAUGGCGAACAUACUUAUCUCUACAGCCAAGUUUUAUUACACUAUCUAUCAUUGGAACAAAAAGGUGGUUCUAAUGUUAAACGACUUUUUCAGGAAAUCUCACGAUUCGCACAGAAAAACGGACAUAAUGCAACACCGAUCAUGCUCUCAUUAAUGGGAAUUUCUUCACAUCCUCGAUUAUCGCAAGCAUUAUCAGCAAUGUUGGCAAAAGAUGCUCUCAAUCCUGCCGAUAUAACUAUGUUAUAUAAAUGUUAUCAAGAAACAUCUCCACCACCAGUUGAAUUUUUACGAAUACCACAAUUUCUUGAUCUAUUGUUGGAUGCUCUUUUUAAACCGGGUUCAAAAUUACACUCUGAUCAACGGCCUAAAUAUGUCUAUCUAUUGGCUUAUGCAUCAUCUGUUCAUGAAACUUAUAGAAAACAUAAUAAUGCCUAUAAUAAUGUUCAAUUUCGGAAAUCCAUUAAUCGUGAUGAAUUAAAACCAACGAUACAGGCGAUCGAAAAGGUUUCAUCAUUAUGUGUAGAACGAAAAGGAUCGUCUGAGAUUCUACCAGAAUUGAAAACAUUAUAUCAAAUGAUUGAAAAAUAUCAGGUGGUAGCCUAUGGAAUUGUUUACUGGGUUAAACAUGUUGUCAGCGAACCAAGUUAUUUUAAAUUAAAUACUGAACAAACUCCUUUACAUUUGGCUUUAUUGGACGAAGUAACCGCCUGUCAUAACACGUUGCAUAAAAUAACCCUAAAUCUCUACAUUGAUAUAUUUGAAAAACAAUACGAUGAACUAGAAGUUUUAGCACAGCUUGAACUGAAGAAAAUGAUCCUUGAUCGUAUGAUUCAUUUGAUUAGCAAAGGAUGCGUAGUUCCAGUGUUAAAAUAUAUUAAACAAUGUUGGCAAAAAGGCGAUACUGAUAUAUCAUUGUUUCGAUAUUUUAUCAUUGAAGUUUUAUCGAUGAUCACUGCUCCAUAUUCUAUUGAAUUUAUUGAUCUUUUUUUUCCGUUGGUCGAAUGCGAGGAAGUGACUGGCAAUAUGCGCAGUGAAGUCGAAACAACUUUGGUCAAUGAAUUUAUAGAAACUUGCAAAAAUCUGAAAAAUGAACAUCGUGAUCAUUCGGAAGAUUGAUCUGACUUCUGUAAGAGGCAUUGGUUGGUUGAUAUGUAAUUUUUCAUGAUCUUAUUAGCUUUUAAUAAUCAUCAUCAGAUGAUAAUAGCAAAAGAUUUCAUGUAAAAAAAUGUGUUUAUCAUACUUGAAGUUUUUUCCAUCUUUUAACUGCCGAUCAAUUUCAUUUGAAUAAUCGAUAUAUGAACAAGUGAAGAAGAAAACAAUUUUUUUCGAAAAUAAAAAUCAAUGUAGAUAAAAUUCUGCUAAUAACGAGACUAGAUGCAAGUUUGUUUUAUCAAAUAUUUUGCGAUCUUUAUCUGUAAACGAUCAGCUAAUUUUGUUUUUUUUAACAUUCACUGAAAUGAGAAUGUCAUUCGAUGUUUUUAUUCAAAUAAUAAAAGACAUCUUACAAGAC